Molecule: messenger RNA, 4023 nt
Organism: Aspergillus homomorphus CBS 101889
Lineage: Eukaryota; Fungi; Ascomycota; Eurotiomycetes; Eurotiales; Aspergillaceae
Product: Pfs domain protein
Exons: 4
Coding region: 1-4023 (1340 amino acids)
Biological process (GO): nucleoside metabolic process
Molecular function (GO): catalytic activity
Source: RefSeq, a predicted model, not a curated record
AUGACAAGCUCCAGCCACAAGCAGGGAAGCCUGGAGCUGACAAAUCUCGGUGCUAAAAGCGACAUAGAAAGCAUACACCUGAACAAUUCGAGCGUCAAGAGCGUAAAAGAAGCUUUUGUGAAUGAACUGGCUGCCGACCUUUCCAAAGUUGUGGACGAAUUUAGCCUCGACGACAAAGUCAUAAAAGAAGUCGUGAAAGCUCUUCCCGAAGCGCUGAGGACGUUUUCAUUGAGCCUAGGGCAGGCUUCCUCAACCCAGACGCAACGCGAUGUCAUGGCUUACAUACACCAAUAUCGAUGGGAGAUUGCAACUGCACUUAAACAGCUUCUGAUUGGACAAGGUGCUGGGCACCCUAGUCGCCAAACAGGUGGUGCAAAGUCUCUGGAUGAGGUAAUACGGCUUUCGGGCCAGAAAAAUGGCACCAACCAAGCUUCACAGAAUACCGCGCGGCAUUGCAGGAAUGCACGUGUCCAAAACCUAGAUGCGCCUGACAGCCCAGAUAGACAUUAUGAAUGCUCAGAGCACAGCCAAAGCUCCGCAUCUGUCAAAUGCCGUACAGAGCUGGGAGAUGAAAUGGGGCCUCCGAGUGGCUUUCCCCAAGUUCAAUCGUACCUCGCGCUCAUCCAUAAAAGUCCCACAUAUCCGUGGCUGUUGGACAGCAUCCGACGUGAAUGCGUUCUGGCAGCACCCGAACGGCAGCUCAAAUGCCAUAUCCGUGACUAUGUCCAAGAAGCCUUACCACAGUCUUCGCGAAUGAAUAGAAAAUAUCCCACCGCCACGUUCGACGUACUGUUCAAGGUAUAUUGGGAUCCCGUGGGGUUUCUCGAAGAACAGGGGUAUGAGGAGACUAGUGGUGAGGCAUUUGGAAGAAUCAUUACUCUCACUGGCUGCAAUUCGACAGUGCAAGCAUUGACUAUUCAAGACUACAUGCAGCAGACAUGGCCCUCUACUGGCAUGCAGAUUCUGAAUCUGGUCAAGGCUCUGGUUUGUGGGAGAGGCGCUCUGUAUGUCAAUUUGGUGGACGGCACUCACAUCUGUUGCUCGCGGCGGUCAUUCUCUGGCGAUCAGACGUUGCACCAAAUGUACUUCGAGGUUGACGGAACAGGACCUGUGGUUGCCGAGAUCGGUGAACAGGUGUCAUGGAUGGCCUCUGCGUUACAGACCUGUUCGAAAGAAGGAACUAUCAACUACAGUAAACCAAGAAUCCGUCUGAUUGAUAUUCCCCGGCCGUACGACUAUCAGAGACCAUCAACGCAGUAUUUUUUUGAAGUGCUAGUGGACAUGCAUGGAAGACCGCAGAGUACGGAGGUCGUCAACGGCCAAUGUUGGCACAGGCUGACGACAAGCCCAGUGAUAGUGGAGGGCUUUCCAACCCGUCGAAGGCCAGAACAUGUGCCCGAAGGCCUCGAUAUACCACUGGACAUGUUAGCCAAACUAGUAGACACGACUAGAGUGUCCACGUUUGACGGAAAGACUCUCCUGAAAGGAUAUUCCGCGAUGGCGAUUGUGACCCGCUAUACCCAAAACACGGUCAUAUGGCACUUUGUCGACGAGAACGAUGGUCACAUUUCUCAUCUGCGCAGUGAAGAGUGGGCCGGUCUCUCUCUAUCAGUUGAUGAUCUAAAGGCAGCUCGGCAUAUAGUAGGCUGGUGUCCGGAGAUGAAGCUAUUUGCGGGAGAAUACGACGCAAGCUACAACAUCAAGAAUACCGGGCUACCACUUAGUAUCAGGGGCAAUGGACUUCUUAAUAAUGUCACACUCUCCACAGGGCGAAUCAUUGCCGAUGGCACAGGCCCGAUUCUGGAUCACAGGACCCGCGCACAGCGAACAUCCUUCGUCAGAAAUAUAGAGUGGAUUUUUGAGAAAUACGUUGUUCUUUGGGAUGUAAGCGAAAGACGAGGAUGGCUUGUAAAUGGAGCCAGCGCGUUGCUGCACCUGGUCCGCGCAUCAAUCACAGAAGACCGCGCCGACAGAAUAUUUAAAUCCGUUUGUCUUGCGAGUGAGAAACAGUCACACGAUGCCAUGCGACCUUACCAAUGGGACUCGGCGUGCGAAAUGUUGUUGCAUCCGAUAAACCGCAAGUUCAAGAUCAAUCCUCAGGACAAUAAUCCGAUAUACUUUCAGGACCGAGUCGAGGAAUAUUUUACUCUACUAGAACAGGCAAUAGACUAUCAGCUUCGCGCCACCAGUCGCGAAGAUGCAGCUACCAAACAACCAAGAUCAUUGCUGGAUGGAUGGGAUUUCCGGGACCUCAUUCUAGAAAAGGAUCGUAUUCACUCGCGUCAGACGGUCUUGGCCCACGAAGGCCGAUUGUGGGUGGAUCUGACUCGGUCAAUUCAUGCGGUCACGUUAUUUGGCCGGGGCUUUGGUGACAUUUUGCUGCCUGCCGAGGGGGGCUGCGCAGCAUGGAAAACCCUCCCAACCGGCAGAUGGUAUCUGGCGGCAACCGCCCCAGACCUUAGUAACAUCGCCGAGGCCUACGGUGGCCCUUAUUCUAAUCCUGUGAAGCUAACUCACAAUCUUUGUUUGUGUCCGCUAGAAGCUGACAACUCGCCCACUGAUGGCGAACAAGACCCCCAGCCUCUGGAGUAUAUCGUUGGUCUCCUACCCAUCUCAAUGCAGACUGAGCCUCGAAGGUCGACCGGAACAAUCAACUGGAAGGUGGGGGCUAUAGUCUUUGGAUUCAGCUCGAACAACCCAUGGUACUGGGGUGAUUACGGAAAUCCGACCAGAGAUCCGAGUUCCGAAUCAACUGUUCAGCUAGGCGUCGAGCUAUCCCAUCCCCUUCUUGACGAUAGCGAUACAAAACACAUCGGCCCAUUGCAUCCGUCCAGCGAAAGGAGUAGAUUAAGGGAACGUGAAGUUGAGCGUGCGUUUCUGGACUGGCUUGGAUGGCGUAACGUUAUACCAGUACCUCCUCAGCUCCCAGAAGGGGCUCGCCCACCGCCGGUCCCGGUGUGGAAACGCUCACUUCUCGCCAAGCACUACUCAGUCGGGAUCAUCUGUGCUCUGAACCUCGAGCUGAUGGCUGUCCGGGCCUUGUUUGACGAGUUCUUCGAGAUGGUGCCCCUGGUUUACGGAGACCCGAAUCACUACGCCUUGGGCCGCAUUGCAGAGCACAACGUGGUCGGCGCCUGCCUACCGCACGGGUCCUACGGCACCAGCUCCGCCGCGGAGUGUUUGUCAAAACUGAAGCGCAGCUUCCGUAAGCUAAAAUUUUGCCUCCUCCUCGACAUUGGCGCCGGUGUGCCGUCCGCCCAGAACGACAUCCGUCUUGGGGACGUGGUCAUCGGCACUCCCCGCGGCGAGCACCCCGGGGUGGUGCCGUACGACAUGACCAAAAGCAUGGAGUCCGGAGCCUUGCAGCUCAGCGGCCAUCUCCCCCCGCCGCCCACCGAUCUCAAGAGCGUGAUCAGCCAGCUUGAAGCCGACCCCAGCCUCUCCGCCACCCCACUGGCAGAACACCUCCGCCAGCUCGAGAUAAAGAAGAUCCAAUACCAGCGCCCCGAUCUCGUAAACGACCGGCUCUUCCCAGCAAGUUACCCGCACCAAGCAGCCGACGAUCAAGCCGCAUGCGACCACUGCGAUCCCGGCCAGGAGGUCCGACGACCCCCUCGCUCGUUCGUAGAACCGCGCAUCCACUACGGCCUCAUCGCCUCAGGCAACCAAGUCAUACGCUCCGCCGAGACCCGGGACCGACUGGCCCAAGGCCACAACAUCCUGUGCUUCAGCGUGGAAGGCCCCGGCAUCCUGGACAGCUUCCCGUGCCUGGUCAUCCGCGGGAUUUGCAACUACGCAGACUCGCACCAGAACAAGCUUUGGCAGAACUAUGCCGCUGCCACGGCGGCAGCAUAUGCCAAGAUGCUGCUGGCGCGGGUGCCGGGCACGGAUGGGCCUAAACCCGAGACGGGGAAGCGCAAACGACGACGAGCGUCUCCGGGUUCGGGUCCUGGCCCUAAGACUACCGCGGCGAGAAGGGGGUCCUCGUCGAAGCAGCAGCCAGAAUCAUGUACCACCACGUGA